AUGGCUACAAACGCUAACCCCGACAAGCUGAGCUACAUCUACAACUCACAGCUGGACGCCUUCACGCUCUACCAUAUCUCGCACGACAAGAAUGACCACAGCGCCGUCGGGCCUGCCCUCCCGGCCCUAGGCCAUGCUACGUCUGGGGCGCUGGGAUCCGCCAUCUCCAAACUCAUAACGUACCCUCUUGACGUCGUGGUCACGCGCCUCCAAGUCCAGCGGCAGCUACAGCAUGACGGCGAACGUCCCCAUUACAACGGCUUCCUAGACGCUAUCGAGAAGAUCUAUGAGAGGGAGGGAGGACCCCAGGCCUUCUACAGUGGCGUGGCCCAGGAAACAUUGAAGAGUGUCGUGGACAGCUUCCUGUUCUUCCUCGCAUACUCGUAUGUUCGGGAGAAGCGGCUCAAUGCGCGAGGCGGUGGUCGAAGUCUACCAGCCCUGGAGGAAAUUGGCGUUGGCGUAGUGGCAGGCGCCUUCUCCAAGUUCUUCACAACACCACUUCAGCAGAUUGUCACGCGCAAACAAACAGCCGCCAUGAUGAACCAAGGCUCUCCAGGUAGUCCGCCUUCGUUGAGCAUGAAGGAUAUUGCGUCUGAAAUCCGACGCGAAAAGGGAAUACAAGGCUUCUGGUCGGGGUAUUCUGCCAGUCUGGUCUUGACGCUCAAUCCCUCGAUUACAAUGCUGCUACACAAGGCUCUGCUGCGAUUGGUAGUGCCGAGGGCAAAGCGCGACGAUCCAGGUGCGCGCGCGACCUUUCUCCUCGCUGCCAUCAGCAAAGUGCUGGCCUCGACUGCCACCUAUCCAUUCUCACUCGCAAAGACACGCGCUCAAGUGUCUGCGCAGAAGCCUUUGUCAGGCAGUGGGGAGACGUCGGAUCAGGAGAAGUCUGGGGACCAUGCAAAGUCAAAGGCUCUUCAGGCUAGGCAGCGAACUGUGUUCAGCACCAUUCUGCGUAUUGCGCAGACGGAAGGAAUCUGGGCUCUCUACCAAGGCCUGGGCCCUGAGGUACUGAAAGGCUUCUUCUCGCACGGCAUCACCAUGUUGAUGAAGGAUCGCAUCCAUUCCAUCAUCAUCAGUCUGUAUUUCACACUGCAGAAGGCUCUGCACCAGUAUCCUAGCCCGGGACAAGUCGUAAAGUCUGCCUCGGACAGUGUGCAAGAGGCUUACAGUCAGGGCAAGGAGCAAGCAAGCGAAGCCUAUGUCAAGGGCACGGAAGUUGUUGGAAGCAUGGGCGAGUCGGUCAAGCGUGUCGCGGCAGAGAGCGCGCAUCAAGCCCAGGGCCUUGUGGAUAGGGGUAAAGAGCAAGCUGAUGGUGUCUAUUCUAAGAGCACGGAGGUGGCUGAGACGGCAUCGCGCACAGCUCACGAUGCUCUCUCGAGCAGUUCGCAACAUGUUGAAAAUGCCAUUGAAACUGCAAAGGCCGGGUUGAAUGACGCGUCCCAGCAGGCCAAAGGCUCGGUAGUUGAUGCAGACGUCAGGGACAUCAACGGGCCCGAUACAGGCAUCAAGAAAUGA
Molecule: messenger RNA, 1515 nt
Organism: Exserohilum turcica Et28A
Lineage: Eukaryota; Fungi; Ascomycota; Dothideomycetes; Pleosporales; Pleosporaceae
Exons: 2
Coding region: 1-1515 (504 amino acids)
Source: RefSeq, a predicted model, not a curated record